AUGGGAAGGCUCCAGUCGGUGGAGGAGCUCGGAGUCCGCGGUGACUUGGUUUCAGUGAAGAAAUCUCUGGGCCGGAACCGGCUGCUUCCUCAGGGACUGGCUGUAUACGCAUCCCCUGAAAACAAGAAGCUGUUUGAAGAGGAGAAGUUGCUAAGAAAAGAAGGAAAGUUAGAAAGGAUCCAGACCAAGGCCGGUGAGGCGACAGUGAAAUUUCUGAAGAGCUGUCACCUGGAGGUGGGGAUGAAGAACAAUGUCAAAUGGGAGCUAAACCCUGAAAUAGUUGCCCGCCAUUUUCUAAAAAACCUUGGUGUUGUGGUAGCCCCACAUGCAUUAAAGUUACCAGAAGAGCCCAUCACGCGAUGGGGCGAGUAUUGGUGUGAGGUGACGGUAAAUGGGCUUGACACUAUCAGGGUACCUAUGUCUGUGGUGAACUUUGAGAGGCCCAAGACAAAAAGAUACAAGUACUGGUUGGCCCAGCAAGCUGCCAAGGAAAUGGCCCCCACCAGCUCCCAGACGAUCUGAACCUACUCUCCUCAAAAGUGGUGAAGCAGAAUCUGAGGCAGUGGAGCAAAGAUGAGCCAGCUCUGACCAAAUACAAAAUUUUAGAGACCAUAUGGGGACAUCGGACUAAACUGCAUAUAUAUGUUGAAUUCUCCAAAUUGGUCAUCUCCAUCUUCGACUACUAUCACAUCUCGCCUUAUUGGGGCAGUCCUGCUCAAGAAGUACCAAGUUGUAGAUAUAAGGUAAAUAUUUAAUAGAUCAAAAACAGUCUAGAUCCUAUUUCCUCUUCCUCCAUUGGAAUUCAUUGGAAUAAAUGGAAGAGCUAGCCAUUGUCUUUAGUACUUGCCUAUCCUCAUUAUCCAAAUUGAACAUUUAUAUCUCAAAAAGAAAUAAAAAGGUUGUGUUCUUUUUA
Messenger RNA from Myotis davidii, 913 nucleotides. RefSeq names its product mitochondrial ribosomal protein L9 (gene MRPL9). The record is from RefSeq and is a predicted model, not a curated record. The transcript has 7 exons. Bases 1 to 522 code for a protein of 173 amino acids. Gene Ontology annotation, molecular function: structural constituent of ribosome. Gene Ontology annotation, cellular component: ribosome; mitochondrion. NCBI's taxonomy places the organism in Eukaryota, Metazoa, Chordata, Mammalia, Chiroptera, Vespertilionidae. Gene Ontology annotation, biological process: translation.